Epinephelus moara (kelp grouper) is the source of this 3450-nucleotide messenger RNA. It is a transcript of the gene cdadc1, whose product is annotated as cytidine and dCMP deaminase domain containing 1. The transcript has 11 exons. Gene Ontology annotation, molecular function: hydrolase activity; zinc ion binding. The record is from RefSeq and is a predicted model, not a curated record. Lineage: Eukaryota; Metazoa; Chordata; Actinopteri; Perciformes; Serranidae. Bases 153 to 1733 code for a protein of 526 amino acids.
AGCGACCGGAAAUAGCGCUAGCUUGUGUCGCCUGACAGUGUUAACCAGGUCAAUAUUAAUACCGGUUCAAUUCUUCUCCUCUUGCUACUUGCUCUUGUCACACUAUAAGCUGGGAGGAUAUAUUGUCUCGCGAACGUUAGCUGGCGGAUUGAAUGGAAGAAAGCGAGAUAAGGAGCCGAGCCGAUCCAGGCCAGUCCAUGCCAGGUCGACACACGAGAGACAGCAGCACCCAGACUGACAGCAGGCUCCAAGGUCAUGGCCCCAGGCUAUCAAAGGUAAACCUGUUUACAUUGUUGAGCUUGUGGAUGGAGCUGUUCCCACAGGAGCAACCUGAAGACGAUGGCCACAAUGAGAUCCGCGGGAUGGGUCUGGUGGUGGUGCGGGACAGUAAGGUGGUGGGACUCCACUGUUCAGGACCUGAGCUCCACGCAGGACAGGCAGCCAUCAUCCAGCAUGGCGCCGGCCUGGCCGACUGUCAGCUGUACUUCUCCAGGAGACCCUGCGCCACCUGCCUGAAGAUGAUCAUCAACGCUGGAGUCAGUCAGAUCUCCUUCUGGCCCGGAGACCCUGAGGUCAGCAUGCUGAGGUCCGCCUCUGCAAACCAUUCAAACUCCCACUCCCACAGUCCACCGGACGGCAUCACGGAGGACGCGGCGCUGGACGCCGUGGCUACAGAGAAGCUGAAAUCCAACAGCCGUCCCCACAUCUGCGUGCUGCUGCAGCCGCUGGCUCCCGGCCUGGCGCAGUUUGUUGACGAGACAUCCAGAGAGUGUGAUUUUAUGGAGAGGGUGACAGAUGAUGAACCAGGGCUGAACAAAGAGGAGCUCUUCAACAGAGAGCGAGUGAGACACCUGAAGGAUUUCUCCAGACACCUCCUAGUCAGGACGUCCCAGCUGCACAGAGAGAUUUUGACCCACAUGGGUCUGGAGAACUUCUGCGUGGAGCCGUACUUCUCCAACCUGAGGAACAACAUGAGGGAGCUGGUGGAGGUUCUGGCUGCGGUGGCCGCCGGCGUGCCGCAGCAACACUACGGCUUCUACAGGGAGCAGCAUUCGACCCCUGAGCCAUCACCAGCCACCACCAAGUCCUCACUGCCUCCACGUCACGAGGGACUAUCCCAAGAAGUGGCUCGCCAUUGCAUCAUCCAGGCCAGGCUGCUGGCUUAUAGAACAGAGGACCCCAAAGUGGGUGUGGGUGCUGUCAUCUGGGCCAAAGGACCUUCGGCUGGCAGUGAUGGAACCGGGUGUCUGUACCUGGUGGGUUGCGGGUACAAUGCCUACCCAGCAGGCUCCCAGUACGCAGAAUAUCCACAGAUGGACAACAAACAGGAGGACAGACAGAGACGCAAAUACAGAUACAUCAUUCACGCAGAGCAGAACGCCCUCACCUUCAGGACUCGACACAUCAAACCGGAUGAGCCCACCAUGCUGUUUGUCACUAAAUGUCCAUGUGACGAGUGCAUCCCUCUGAUCAGAGGAGCCGGCAUCACACACAUCUACACCACAGACCAGGACAGGGACAAGGACAAGGGAGACAUCUCCUACCUGAGGUUCAGCAGCCUGAAGAACAUCAGCAAGUUCAUCUGGCAGAGGAGUCCUUCAGGUUGCUCAGCAUCCUCUCCUCACCGAGCCAACGGUUGUGUGGGGAAGCACAGCAGGCAGGCUGAGCAGGAGAGCCACAGCACUAAGAAGCUGUGCACCAACAGAUCCCACGACUCGCCUACAGUCAGCUGAACAUCAGCUGCGGACUGAUGGACCUACACGUAAAUGGACAAACCAAAAACUACUGAAACAGCUUUCACGCCACAGAUUUGAUAUUUUACGGCUGCAUCAACUCAGCCACAACUGGGAGAAAUCUGAAGAUCAAAUCUGUGCUGCACACAGUUUUAGAUUAUUUAUUUGUUCCUUCCUGAAAACCUUGGAUUGGUUUUGUGAACCUGAUGUUAUAUAGUCAGGACAUAGACAUUAGCUUCCUUCCUGUGUCCCCUCUGACUGUUCAAUCUGAUGCUGCAUGUUUGUGGUUUACACCAUUCUGAGUGCUGAACAACAGUCGACUGCGACAGGUUUCACUUGGAGACACUGCAGAGCUGCGUUGAAUCGACCAGAGGCUGCUUUAAUUAGGACGUGUUGGUGGUGGGUGAUUGGUCGACAUGAAGGAGUGGGUUUGAGCAGCAGGUUGGAGAGACGAGACCAAGCUGGAAACCAUACAACAUGCUGACCUCAAAGGGAAACCACUAAGAAGGGAUGGAUGGAUGGAUGGAGGGAGGACGGAUGAAUGAUGGACAGAUAGAUGUAAGGAUGGAGGGAUGAAUGAUGGAUGGAUGGAUAGAUGGAUGUAAGGAUGGAUGGAUGGAUAGAUGUAAGGAUGGAGGGAUGAAUGAUGGAUGGACGGAUAGAUGUAAGGAUGGAGGGAUGAAUGAUGGAUGGACAGAUGUAAGGAUGGAGGGAUGAAUGAUGGAUGGACAGAUAGAUGGAUGGAUGAAUGAUGGAUGGACAGAUAGAUGGAUGGAUGAAUGAUGGAUGGACAGAUAGAUGUAAGGAUGGAGGGAUGAAUGAUGGAUGGAUGUAAGGAUGGAGGGAUGAAUGAUGGAUGGAUGGAUAGAUGUAAGGAUGGAGGGAUGAAUGAUGGAUGGACAGAUAGAUGUAAGGAUGGAUGGAUGAAUGAUGGAUGGAUGGAUAGAUGUAAGGAUGGAUGUAUGAAUGAUGGAUGGACGGAUAGAUGGAUGAAUGUAGGGAUAGACAGAUGAAUGAUGAAUGGACAGAUAGAUCUAAGGAUGGAUGGAUGGAUGAAUGACUGAUGCACAGAUGGAUGUAAGGAUGGACAGAUGUAAGGAUGAAUGGAUGAUGCACAGAUGGAUGGACAGAGGGAUGUCGUAUGCUGUAAAGUCUCUGAGGCAAACUGUGAUUUGUGAUAUUGGGCUUAAUAAAUAAAAUUGAACUGAACUAAUGGGCGGAUGAAUGGAUGGACAGACAUGGAUGGAAGAAUGGGAUGAAUGGAUGUAACACACGUGGAUGUUAGAUGAAAGGAUCCAGGGCGGGAAUAAAGAUUACCCCCCCACCCCCCAUCUAUUUAUUUGAAGUGGUGUAAUGGUAGGAUAUAAACCUGGAUAACUCAUGGGUGGAGGUGCUGUUCUACAGCACGGUGACUUGAAGGUUUACAAUCAUGUGUCAUUAUGUCUUUUUAAUUUAAAGGCCGUUGCUGUGAAGAUAUUUUACUGAAGAUUAUAUUAUUGUUAUAUUACAAAUUAAAUCACACAGAUAUGAAUAAAUAAUGCAGCUUCCAGAAAAGGAACUUGAUUAAUGAGCUUUACACUGGUGUCAUUAUUUUCAUUUAUUAAUCCAUGAUCUGUUUGCAUAAGAUCAGCAUAUACAGUGGUGGAAAAAAGUUGUCGGACACCCCAUGCAUUUGUGAAAUAUUGCAUUAAGAAUCUCUCUUAGGUCUUAAAGUGCA